UGAAAGCUAUUGAAGAUUCAAUGAAUUCUGUUGUCGUUUUUUCGCAAAACUAUGCUCAUUCAAAAUGGUGCUUGGAUGAGCUUGAUAAGAUCAUGCGGUCCAGGAAAGAAAAGAGACAAAUGGUUUUGCCAGUUUUCUAUCAUGUGGACCCAUCUGAUGUGCGGAAACAAACGGGGAGUUUUGGAGAAGUCACUGAGGAGAGGGUGCUGAGAUGGAGGAAGGCACUGACGGAAGCGGCCAAUUUGGCUGGAUGGCAUGUGCAGGAGGAUGGGUAUGAAACAGAGGCUAUUCAGAAAAUUGUUCAAGAAAUUUGCGAUUUGAUUUCUGUUAGAAAGCCCUUAGAUCUUGAUGAUAAACUGAUUGGAAUGGGACCUUGUUUGAAAGAUAUUGCUUCAUUAAUAUCUAAUGACUCAGACAAUGUUCGCAUGAUUGGGAUACAUGGAAUUGGUGGAAUAGGCAAGACAACCCUCGCUAAAAUUGUAUAUAACCAAAAUUUUUAUAAAUUUGAAGGUGCUUGCUUUCUUUCAAGUGUUAGCAAGAGGGAUUUGCUUCAGUUACAAAAUGAACUUCUUAAAGCUCUUACGGGGCCCUAUUUUCCAAGUGCAAGGAACAUUUAUGAAGGCAUUAAUAUGAUAAAGGAUAGACUCCGCUUUAGAAAGGUUCUUGUUAUUCUUGAUGACAUUGAUGAUCAGGCUCAAUUAGAAUUCUUAGCUGUAAGGUCUAAAUGGUUUGGUUCGGGUAGUAGAAUUAUUGUAACGACUAGAGAUAAACGUUUACUACAGGUGUUUCGAUUAUAUGAGGUUAAGGAAUUAAAUUCUGAGGAAGCUCUUCACCUCUUUUCUCUGUAUGCGUUUAUGAUGGAUGGUCCUCAAAAAGGUUUUGAAAAGCUCUCAAGAUGCAUAGUGGAUCAUUGUGAGGGACUUCCAUUGGCUCUUAAGGUUCUGGGUUCUCUCUUAUAUGGUAGGACAAAACCUGAAUGGGAAAAUGAGUUGGCUAAGAUGAGAAACUUACGUAGUCAGAAAAUCCAUAGUGUGCUUCUUAGAAGUUUUCAUGGACUGGAUCGCACAAAUAGAAGAAUACUCCUUGAUAUUGCAUGCUUCUUCAAAGGGGAGGAUAUAAAAUUUGUUAGAGAAAUACUUGAAGCUUGCAAUUUCUGUGCACACCCUGGAAUAAGAAUACUCAAUGAAAAAGCUCUCAUUAGUGUUUCGAAUGACAAGUUAUUGAUGCAUGAUUUAAUACAGCAAAUGGGUUGGGAUAUUGUUCGGGAGAAAUAUCCUGAUGAACCUGGCAAAUGGAGCAGAUUGUGGGACCCUGAAGAUAUCUAUCAUGUAUUGACAACAAAUACGGGGACACAGGCAAUUGAAGGCAUAUUCCUAGACAUGUCUGCAUCAAAAGAAAUACAUCUUACAACUGAUGCUUUCAAAAAGAUGAAAAAGCUUAGAUUGCUCCGAGUCUAUCAUAAUUUAAAAAAUAUUUCUGACACCAUACAUCUUCCUCAAGAUUUUAAAUUUCCUUCUCAUGAGUUGAGAUAUCUCCAUUGGGAUGGAUGGACUUUGGAAUCAUUGCCAUCAAAUUUUCAUGGUGAGAAAUUGGUUGAACUCAGUUUGAAGCAUAGCAGCAUAAAACGACUUUGGAAAGAGCACAAGUGUCUUGGAAAGUUAAAAGUCAUCAAUCUCAGUAACUCUCAACACCUUGUGGAGUGUCCGAACUUGUCGGGUGCACCACAUGUGAAGAGGCUAAUUCUUGAUGGUUGUACAAGUUUGCUUGAGGUGCACCCAUCAGUUGCAAAGCUGAAGAGACUUACUAUCUUGAAUAUGAAAAACUGCAAAAUGCUUCACCAUUUUCCAAGCAUCACUGGAUUGGAAUCACUUAAAGUUCUUAACCUCUCUGGCUGCUCAAAACUUGACAAGUUUCCAGAGAUCCAAGGGUAUAUGGAAUAUUUGUCGGAGCUUAAUUUGGAAGGGACUGCUAUUGUAGAACUUCCUUCUUCAGUGGUGUUUCUUCCACAACUUGUUUCAUUGGAUAUGAAAAACUGCAAAAACCUUAAGAUUCUUCCAAGCAACAUUUGUUCUUUGAAAUCCCUUGAAACUCUGGUGUUCUCUGGCUGUUCAGGACUAGAGAUGUUUCCAGAAAUCAUGGAAGUUAUGGAAAGUUUACAAAAGCUUCUCUUAGAUGGAACGUCUAUAAAAGAGCUGCCCCCCUCAAUUGUUCAUCUUAAAGGCCUUCAGUUAUUGAGUCUAAGAAAAUGCAAAAACCUCAGGAGUCUUCCGAACAGCAUUUGCAGUUUGAGAUCCCUUGAAACCCUCAUUGUCUCUGGUUGCUCGAACCUCAACAAAUUGCCAGAGGAACUGGGAAGCUUGCAAUACUUAAUGAUUCUUCAAGCUGAUGGAACUGCCAUAACACAACCACCUUUCUCACUUGUUCACUUGAGAAACCUUAAAGAGUUAUCCUUUAGGGGAUGUAAAGGAUCAACAUCUAACUCCUGGAUUUCGUCCCUUGUAUUUAGGUUACUGCGUAGAGAAAACUCAGAUGGGACUGGUUUGCAGUUGCCUUAUUUGUCAGGUUUAUACUCCUUAAAAUAUUUAGAUCUUAGUGGCUGCAAUCUAACAGAUGGAUCAAUCAAUGACAAUCUUGGCCGCUUACGCUUCUUGGAAGAAUUAAACCUUAGCAGGAACAAUUUGGUUAUGGUACCUGAGGGGGUGCAUAGACUUUCUAAUCUAAGGGUCCUUUCUGUGAAUCAGUGCAAAAGCCUUCAAGAAAUUUCCAAGCUUCCACCAAGUAUAAAAUCAUUAGAUGCUGGGGAUUGCAUAUCCCUUGAGUUUUUAUCAAUUCCCUCUCCACAGUCACCACAGUACCUAUCGUCUUCCUCUUGCCUUCAUCCUCUAUCUUUCAAACUGUCGAAUUGCUUCGCACUAGCUCAGGAUAAUGUGGCAACCAUACUGGAGAAACUUCAUCAGAACUUUCUUCCAGAAAUUGAAUACAGUAUUGUUCUUCCUGGAAGUACAAUUCCAGAGUGGUUCCAGCAUCCAAGUAUCGGAUCCUCAGAAACAAUAGAGCUGCCUCCAAAUUGGCAUAACAAGGACUUUCUGGGUUUUGCUCUAUGCUCUGUGUUCACACUUGAGGAGGACGAAAUCAUUCAAGGCCCUGGUCAGAUUUGUUGUAAUUUUAAAUUUAGAGAGGGGCCUUAUUUGAGUAGCUCCAUCUCUUGGACACACAGCGGAGACAGAGUGGUUGAAACUGAUCACAUAUGGCUGGUGUAUCAACCUGGUGCUAAACUUAUGAUAUCCAAGACCAGUAGCCUCAAUAAAUUCAAGAAAAUUACAGCUUAUUUUAGUCUCUCUGGGGCAUCCCAUGUGAUGAAAAACUGUGGAAUCCAUCUUAUAUACGCCCAAGAUAAGAAAGUGAACCAUCAAACAAGGUAUACAAGUGCCAAGAGAAGCAGUGAUAGAAGUGGUUAUUUCCGUCUUGAGGAAACACAACCUAAGAAGAGGCUAAGAGGAGGAGAGAACUAUGAGGAAGGAUCUCAUGCUUAAACUCAUCCAAGAAUGCUUAUACUCCAAAAAUGGCUUCUGUUAGCUUAUUGGUGAGUCACUUCUCUCUUUCUUCUCAUUUCUAUAUGGCAAAGUCAUUCCAUUCUCUGAAUGUAUAUGUCUAGUUCAUACGUGUGAGUGUUUAGCUAGGUUGGCAAUUCCGGACAAAAUUCCUAAGUGUCUCC
This is a messenger RNA of Vitis vinifera (wine grape), 3715 nucleotides long. RefSeq names its product disease resistance protein RPV1-like. Gene Ontology annotation, molecular function: ADP binding; protein binding. The transcript has 5 exons. Gene Ontology annotation, biological process: signal transduction; defense response. Bases 21 to 3533 code for a protein of 1170 amino acids. The record is from RefSeq and is a predicted model, not a curated record. Lineage: Eukaryota; Viridiplantae; Streptophyta; Magnoliopsida; Vitales; Vitaceae.